AAGGUUAUUCCAAAAUAUCUUUCAUUAUGCAUUAUCAUUGCAUUACGAUCCAUCCCUUUGCUGACCCAUCGGUGAUGGAAUGUUUGGAAUCAUCAUCAGUGCGCCGGCCCACGCUGUAUCUAGAAGGGACGUACAGCAAGCAAUAAGAUUCAAGCAGCAAACCGGCCUUAGAAAAACCCCUAAUUAUAGUUCAUCGCAAAGAUAGCGUGAGCAGCGACUCCAACCGUUACUUUCGAACCAUGGUUAAAAGAGACGUGCUGGUGGUGGGUGUCCCCUCCAUCCUAAUGUUUCUGCUUCGAGUAUUACGCAACUAAUCCCCGCCACCGUUUCGAAAACACCGGUAAAGUGGCAUCCCAAUCGGUGGAGCCUGUGCAAUUCAUCCAUCCAGUGUACGAGGGACCUUCUGCAGGUCCGUUACUCACAUCGCGACGGUUUAGCGAUUUUUAUUUGAGACAAGCUACGAGGUACCAGUGAGUUCGUAAUGUCAUCGCGUUCUGAAGCAGUACUGCUGGUGCUGCUAUACCUCGCAGGAUCAUCAUGGUGCUGCAUUUGCGUUCCGGAACGUUUCUGCCCUGCUCCGGAUGUUGAUUUGCGUCUCGUCGACGGUGAUCCCCUUGAUUGCCCACCAGGGCAGCUGUGCUGUGAUGAUCCGAUAGUACCUCAAUCUGCUAGUGACACUGCCGGACAAAAUUCGCCAAACCCAUGCGAUGGUAUGUGCGUAAUGAACGAAAGCCAAUGCCCAGACUCCGAUUGGUACGACGAGUAUGGUUCGGAUGCGCUCGAUGUACGGCUCGUGGCGGACGGUGAUGAGUGUCCUCGUGAUUAUAUCUGCUGUGGUGCUACUGCCGUGCCUCCCAAAGUGCCCAAACACUGUAAUGGAACUUGUGUAGCGUCUACCAUGUGCACAAUGUUUGAACCGUCCGGUAACGCGGGCUGUCCGGGGGAUCAGGUGUGCUGCCGAAUGAAUCGCAUAUCGUGGACGGAGCUCGUGAACGAUAUCAACUCCAUGGAUUUAGGCCACACAAACAAGCCACCGAUCGUCACAUCUGAUCGUUGUUUUACGACGGGGAAUCCCUCUGUGCCAUCAUGGCUACUGUCCAUCUGGGCCGGGGUAGAGGUAGCACAGGGCUUCUUUAGCGAUCAGUACCGCUGCGCGGGGGCACUUCUUUCGCCGGACCUUGUGCUUACACUGGCAAGCUGCGUGGAGGGAACAUCGCCCGACCAGCUCUUUGUGAACCUUGGUGAUUAUGACCUUUCGAACCGGUUUUCGCUGCAGGAUAGCAAUAUACACACGAUCGCGAAGGUAACCAUUCACGAGGACUACGGCGUGGAUCCAGUUCGCCGGAAUGUUGCACUGUUGCAGCUGACCAGCAAGAUCCGACGCGGCUCAUCGUCCUGUUUCGCAAGCUUCACCAACGGGAAGCUGCCAACGAGCGACGGUUGUUACAUCGUCGGUUGGAACAAGGAUGCACUCGCUUCCGGAACGGAAGCAGCAGUGCCUCGACGGUACCAAACGACACUCGCUGACUGUAGACUGUCCGGUUUGGUUUGUUUGGCGAAUGGUGCAAACUGUGACGAUCGCUCGAUGAGCAGUGCCGUGUUGCUGUGCGAUCAAGAAGGUGGAGCGAUGGCCCGAUUACACGCAUUACUAACUAGCAACUGUACGGCCGUACCAUUGCAGAGCCUCACGAGCUGGAUCGAUCAUCAGCGCGAUCCAACGUUUGUCCAGAAGGCAGAACCGCCCGUACCUUCGCGUAACUAUCUUCCGUUGUAGUGUCCCUUGGUCAAUAAAUACGCCCCGCAACUACACAG
Messenger RNA from Anopheles aquasalis, 1812 nucleotides. RefSeq lists its product as uncharacterized. Gene Ontology annotation, biological process: proteolysis. NCBI's taxonomy places the organism in Eukaryota, Metazoa, Arthropoda, Insecta, Diptera, Culicidae. The record is from RefSeq and is a predicted model, not a curated record. Gene Ontology annotation, molecular function: serine-type endopeptidase activity.